Blepharisma stoltei is the source of this 1275-nucleotide messenger RNA. Lineage: Eukaryota; Ciliophora; Heterotrichea; Heterotrichida; Blepharismidae. The record is from the annotation of a GenBank genome assembly.
AUGAUAAUUUUACUAAAUUUUGUAGAUUUGAUAAUAAAAAUGAUGUAUGUGAAAUGUGCAACACUAGCUGCAGAGGCUAUUGGAGUCGUAGCUGGUAUAUCAAAUUUGUCAACUCUAUGCUGGGAGAGUGGCACCCAAAAAAAUUUUAAUAAGCUUCAAGAACUUGAAGAGCCCAUCAAUAGCUUAAUUAAAAGGUUUAAAUCAGAAAAAUCAAAAAUUAAGAAUAAAAAAAGUAUGCUCAAGGAAUUAAGAGCUAAGAUAGAAAUCAUUAUUUCACAAUUAAAAGAUCAUCUUGAUGCACAAGAGUUCAAUGAUUCUACGAUUGUGUGCCCAAAUACCCAAAAAAUGAGAGGAAAUUAUUCAAAUCCUGAAACUAUAAGCAUGAGCCAGCUACUAAACUCAUCAACUGAUUAUGCGUUUAGAGCUGUAAACCUAGUGAAACGUGGAUCCUCUUACAGUAAAAAAGUAAGGAAUGGACAUUAUGAUACGAAAAAUGUAACUUUACGAAAAGGUUUUAAAUGCGGUUGGAGCAUUGGAAUGGCUCUCUAUGAUAUUUAUCACUCCUACGAUGCAAUAUCUAAAGCACAAAAACAAGAAGAAGAAAGUGAAAGAUUGCUCAAUGAGGCUAAAAAAAGAAAGUUGGAAUUAGAAGAAGCAGUCAGCACGCUUAAAAAAGAUAGCGACAGCUUAACUGACAAACUAAAAGAACUAGCAAAUAAUUUUUACGAGAUUUAUGAAAAUAAUUCUCAAAGAAUAAUAGACUUAUUAACUUUGGAAAAUGAAUUUAAAACUGUAAAAGAAGAAUUAUUAGAAAUUUUGGAUGCUGAUGAAGAGAUUAAGAUUUCGGCUCCAGUUUAUUAUAAGAUAUAUCAUAUCAUUAAUUUAGUCACUGAUAUGGUCAAGAACAGCUAUCAAAAAAGAGAUCAAGUAUUAAUGGAACGCUCAAUUACAAUUAUUAUUAGUUUCAUGGAGGAGGUAAUUGAUGAUAGUGAAAAAUUAAUACGUAAAGUUUAUGAGGAAGCAAAAAAAUCAUACAGCACAUUGACUCUCGAAGGUGUUAAGAGUAUUUAUUUAGCAUAUAAAGGCAAUAAAGAUCUUAAAAAAUUGAUUGCUUUCGCGAUUAGAGCCUCGCAUAAUAAAUCAGAAAGCGAUGCAACAUUAAUAAAUAGAAUUUACGAAGUCUCUCGCAGUGACUAUCCUUCAAUCACUUUGAAUUUAAUUAAAGAAACUCUAGAAGAGAUAGACCAAGAAACUCGCACUGGGGAUGCUCACUAA